AUGAAGCAUGAUAUUUAUUUUAAUAAUAAUAGUGCAAACAAUACUUAUUUAACAGCUUUAGCAAAACUAGAUAAUACAUUUUUUGUUGAAGAAAAUUCAAGUUCAGAAAAAUUUUUUAAAAAAGAAAAAUGCAAAUGUAAAUCUAACUGUUUUGAAAAAAUUGGAUAUGAAUGGUUUCUUGCAUGUCAAAUAGAGUUUGAAAGUUUAGACAAAAACAUGUAUAAUAUAGUAGUUAAAAGACAACUUAUAGCUUUUCAGCAAGAUAAAAAUACAAAUAAACAUCUAAAAGAACAUGGUCUUGAGGAGCAUAUUCAUGAUAAUAUUGGCAAAACUCCAAAAAAUAUGAAUCAUGUUGAGAUAAAGUAUACAAAGCAAGAAUGUAAUUAUUAUAAUGCUAAUAUUAAACUUGCAAUUAAUGAUAGCAAUCAAAAUCCAAAUAUAACUAAUACUAAAAUACAAGUUAAAACUUUUAAUAAUUGUGCUUAUAUAGCAUAUGAUUGGGCACAAAAUGUACUAGUUCUUAACUAUCCUUAUACAGAGCAAACUAAUUAUAUAAUUGAUGAAGCAGAAAUGCCUGAUAAUAGUAAAAAGAAAAAAGGAGUAGUUUUUUAUAAAGAUAAAAUUGAAGACGAUUAUAAAAAUACUGUAAUUCAAUCUUUUUUCUUUGAUUCAAAUAUUCUUUCACUAAUUAUUAAUACUAAAUCACUUACUUCAAAAAGGCAAAAGGAAUUGUAUAAAGAAAUUUUACCAUAUGUUGAAUUACCUUAUAGAGAUAUUACUUGUCCUAAGCUGA
This is a messenger RNA of Cetraspora pellucida, 793 nucleotides long. The record is from the annotation of a GenBank genome assembly. Lineage: Eukaryota; Fungi; Glomeromycota; Glomeromycetes; Diversisporales; Gigasporaceae.